Molecule: messenger RNA, 2544 nt
Organism: Linum tenue
Lineage: Eukaryota; Viridiplantae; Streptophyta; Magnoliopsida; Malpighiales; Linaceae
Source: the annotation of a GenBank genome assembly
AUGGAGAUCCAAGCCAUUUUGCUGCUUCUUCUCCAGCUCAUAAUCUCUCUUCACCUUUGCACUUCAUCCACCACAGACACCUUGAAUCUGAACGAAACUCUUGCAGAUGGUCAGGUGCUGGUCUCCAAUGGAGAAAGGUACACCCUUGGUUUCUUCAGCCCCGUGAAUUCAACCAAUCGCUACCUCGGAAUCUGGUACACCAAAGUCUCCGUACAAACUGUCGUCUGGGUUGCCAAUGGAGACGAUCCCAUCAACGACACCUCCGGAGUGCUCUCCAUCGCCGGCCAAGGUGGCGACAUGAUUUUGGCACAGGGGAGCAGCAACUCUUCCUCUGCUCCUGUGUGGUCUGCGAAUGUCUCUGCAGGAGGCAACAACACGAUGGCUCGGCUGCUCGACGAGGGUAAUUUCGUGCUGCUUCGAUCGGAUGGUGGUGGUAGGACGACGAUUCUGUGGCAGAGCUUGGAUCAUCUGUCGGAUACGAUCUUCCCAAACACGAAGUUUGGGUCGGAUCGUAGAACAGGAUUGAACCGAUCGGUUCGAUCCUGGAAAUCCCCUGCCGAUCCUGCGGCAGGGGUCUGGUCUUAUGACUUGGAUCCGAAGGGCGGCGCGCCUCAGCUGGUUCUGUACAAUGGUCGGACCAAAUGGUGGAGGAGCGGCCCAAGGAACGGAAUCAGCUGGAGUGGAGUUCCUGACAUGUCACGUACUCCCUUCUUCAGCAUAAGUAUUGUCAACGACGGGAGUGAAUCCACCAUUGCUUUGGGACUUCUAGAUCCCUCCAUCAUAUCAAGGUUGUACGUGGAUCCAUCGGGAUAUGUGAAGCUCGCCACAUGGCACGAUGAGGACCGACGAUGGAUUGAGUUUUGGAGUGACCCCAAGGAGCCGUGUGACUAUUAUGGUCAUUGUGGUCCGAAUGGGAAAUGCGAUCCUUAUAAUACGGCGGUGUUCGAAUGCGGCUGCCUUCCGGGAUUCGAACCCAGAUCCCAGAACGACUGGAAUCUGAGAGAUGGUUCGGGAGGGUGCGUCAGGAAGCACACAGGAGGAAAUUCGACCUGUGGAGAUGGUGACGGGUUUGUGAAAGUGGGAAAUGCUAAAGUUCCCGACAUGGAAUUCGGAAGCUUGAAUGUUGGCCUGGAUUUGAACAAGUGUGAACAAGAGUGUUUGAUGAAUUGUUCCUGUAUGGCUUAUGCGAGUGCUAAUUUGAUCACUGGAAUCGGGUGCUUGACAUUUUAUGGGGAUUUGAUGGAUACUAGAGUGUUUACCGAUGGUGGACAGGACUUGUACGUUCGAGUAGAUGCAGGUGAAUACAAUCAAAAGAUGAAAGCACAUAAGCUGAAGAAGGUGAUCGUUGUUGUGGCAUCUCUGGGUGCAGCCACCAUUGUUGGGAUUUCAAUUGUGUUUUACUUGCUGAAAAGGAAAAGAAAAGGUAAACUAAUUAAGACUCAAGUGAGCUUAUCAUUUGAAAUAUUGUUGGUUGCUAACUCUGGAACAGAGUACAGUGUCAAGAAGGAAAACUUGUACAGAGAUAAAGAUUCCUCUGUACCAAUAUUUGAAGUAAAUGACAUAUUUGUUGCCACGGGAAAUUUCUCUUUGACUAAUAAGCUUGGACAAGGUGGAUUUGGUUCGGUUUACAAGGGUUUGCUACGUGAUGGUAGAGAAGUCGCUGUGAAAAGACUAUCUCAUACUUCAACACAGGGAGUCCAGGAAUUCAAGAAUGAAGUUAGGAUUGUAUCUAAACUCCAACACAAGAAUUUAGCGAGGCUAUAUGGUUGUUGCAUUAAUGGAGAGGAGAAGAUGUUGGUCUACGAGUACUUGCCAAACAGAAGUUUGGACAUUUUCAUCUUCGAUAAAACAAGAAAUUCGUCACUAGAUUGGAAGAGACGAUUUGAUAUCAUUAUUGGGAUUGCUCGGGGUAUAUUGUACCUACACCAAGAUUCAAGGUUAAAAAUCAUCCAUAGAGAUUUAAAACCUAGCAAUGUUCUACUUGAUGCUGCGAUGAACCCCAAAAUCUCGGACUUCGGAAUGGCUAGGUUAUUUGGAGAAGAACAAACCGAGGCCAAUACAAAUAGAGUUGUCGGGACAUAUGGGUAUAUGUCACCAGAAUACGCAAUGAAAGGUCUAUACUCGACGAAAUCAGACGUAUUCAGCUUUGGGGUAUUGACACUCGAGAUUAUUAGUGGCAUGAGAAGCAACCAGUCUUACGAGGGAAGUCCAUCAUUUAGCUUGAUUGCUCAUGUCUGGGACUUGUGGAGAGAAGGAAGAGCCAUGGAAAUCGUGAACCCAUCAACAAUGGUCGAACCGUACUCCGCAGAUCAGGUGAUAAGGUGCAUUCAUAUAGGUCUUUUAUGCGUUCAAGAAUCUACAGCAGACCGCCCCACCAUGUCAAAUGUAGUCUUCAUGUUUGGUAAUGAAACCAGUCUUCCAUCUCCCAACAAGCCGGCAUUCGUUAUCCAAAGCAGAUGCGAGGAAUUACAAGCGCCAGCUGCUGUUAGACCUGAAAAUCCUUCCAUCAAUCAAGUGUCGAUAACUACAAUGGAAGCUCGCUAA